Cucurbita pepo subsp. pepo (vegetable marrow) is the source of this 963-nucleotide messenger RNA. Its product is annotated as NAC domain-containing protein 30. Gene Ontology annotation, biological process: regulation of DNA-templated transcription. Lineage: Eukaryota; Viridiplantae; Streptophyta; Magnoliopsida; Cucurbitales; Cucurbitaceae. The record is from RefSeq and is a predicted model, not a curated record. Gene Ontology annotation, molecular function: DNA binding.
UCUUUCAAUUUCUCUCACUUCUUCUUCUUCAUUCCAUUGCCAACCAAACCACAACUUUCUAAGAAGUUCAUCAAUGGAGAAUUUGGAGUCAUGUGUACCACCAGGCUUUAGGUUUCACCCAACUGAUGAAGAACUUGUUGGGUAUUAUCUGGAAAGGAAGAUCAACGCACAGAAGAUUGACUUAGAUGUGAUUAUUGAUAUCGACCUCUACAAAAUGGAGCCAUGGGACAUCGAAGGUAAUUGUAAAUUUGGCCUCGAAGAACAGAAGGAGUGGUAUUUCUUUAGUCAUAAAGACCGAAAGUACCCGACGGGAAGUCGAACAAACCGAGCUACAAGUGCGGGGUUUUGGAAGGCCACAGGGAGGGAUAAGGCCGUUGUUUCAAAGAAUAGAGUGAUUGGGAUGAGAAAGACAUUGGUGUUUUAUAUAGGACGAGCUCCUAACGGCAGAAAAACUGAUUGGAUUAUACAUGAAUAUCGUCUCCAAACCUCUCAACUUGCACCUACUCAGGAAGAAGGUUGGGUGGUAUGUAAAGCAUUCAAAAAGCCAAACCCUAAUCAAAGCCAAGGCAUUGGAGGUUGGAACAAUAAUGGGUAUCAUAAUCAAAAUCAAGGGUAUUAUGAUCUAAAAAACAACCCUCAAUUUGUUAGGUCCCUUGCCUUUUCAGAUGGCAUGACUCCAACCCACAUGCUCAAUUCCUCUUGUUUGGAGUAUCAACAUUUUGUCCCAAACAACAAUCAUUCCUCUUGUUUCGACAUAAACCAACUCAUCCAACUCCCGAGUCUCGAAAGCCCGAUGCUGUCGCCUAGCUUUGACACUAACGAGACGAAGAGAAAUCACGAUGUAAUGUCGCCUUCUUCUUCAUACCCUAAUUUUUUCCCAAACUAUUGAGGUGCAACCACAGAACCAUUGUGGAUUUGGUAACUUUUGUUGACUUUUGUAAUCAUAUAAUAUGAAAGCAAAGG